AUGGAGUCGUCUUCCCGCAAGCGAACCUCCACAGGGUUCGACGAACCCUCCCACACCCGCCGGCGCACCCGCGAACCCUCCCCCGACGCCAUGCUGCUAGACGACGACAACGACUUCGAGGACUACGACCCGGACCAACCGAUGCAAGAGCGCCGCGCGAUCCAGGCUAGCCUGCGCCAAAUGCAACGACAGUUGCGCGAGAACCCCGACGAGUACAUGCAAGCCGACCCAAAGUCUCUCCUCCAAUUCUUCGACGAGUCCGACAGGAUUAUGAAGAACGUUAAGCAGACGAGCGAGGCGGCGAUUGAUUCGCGGGGUUUGGUGCUGGCUGCAGAUUUGUCGGCGAGGAGGAUUCAGAAGUUAACGUUAGGAUUGUCGAGUGGGGGGGUUGAUGUGGAUGAGUUUGUGUCUAAGGUUAUUACGUUUAUGACGGAGGGAGGAGGAAUCGAAGAUGAUGAUGCGCCGGAGUUGUCGAGUACUCAGCGCAGGAGGAGGAGGAUGCCUGCCAAUCGGGGUAGUGGUGACGAGGAAGAUGUGGAGUUUAACGAGAAUGAUGGCGAUAUGCUGAACUGGGCGCACCUCGGCCGAUACGCUGUCAUGCCCUCCAUCCGGCGGCCAGCCCUCCCCGGCUUUCUGCUCGGCCCCCUGUCGGUUGAGAAGAAGGCGCGCAAGCAAGGCAAGCGUGGGCAGGUACUACGCGUUGAUAGACUCGAGGAGACACGCCCGCAGGAGCUGAAGGCAGAGGACCUCAAGAAGUCAGACAAGAACGACUUGCCGAGUAUUUGCAAAAAGAUUUAUGUGCAGCUGCAGGCGUCGCAGCGGACAGCGCAGGACAAGGCGCAGGAGGAGAUCAACAACCUGCCGGAGGACGCGACGUCGGACGAUGAGCGGGCGGCGAUGGAUCGAUAUGCGCUACGGUCGACGGGCGGCAUUGACUUGUUGCGGGAGGGCAACGUUAAGCUUGAGUUUGAUGAGAAUGGGCUGCCGUCGAUAUCAAAAGAGUCAUCGUCCGGCUCGACACGCGCCAAAACGUCUACUAGACGGCAGGCCAUCAUGUCGAUCGAUAUGGACACCUGGCGGGAUAUCAUCGAGACCUUCAACAUCCGUGAGCCUAUGAUUCCUCAUCGAGAGGAAGAGUCGACCCAAGGGCCGGGAGCGCGCAGCUGGUACAGUUAG
Molecule: messenger RNA, 1176 nt
Organism: Thermochaetoides thermophila DSM 1495
Lineage: Eukaryota; Fungi; Ascomycota; Sordariomycetes; Sordariales; Chaetomiaceae
Exons: 3
Coding region: 1-1176 (391 amino acids)
Biological process (GO): DNA repair
Cellular component (GO): Smc5-Smc6 complex; nucleus
Source: RefSeq, a predicted model, not a curated record